CAGACCCUGGGCAGCACCAAGCGCUCCCCGAGCCCAGCGGGGAGCUCCCAGCGCCGGGCAGCAGGGGGCAGCAGCGGGAGCGGCGGCAGGGCCCGGCCGGCCGCUCUUCCCGCCGCGCUGCUCCUCGGCAGCGUCUGCAGGCCGGCAGGAUGGUUCUGGCCUCCGUGAGGAUGCUCUGCCGCAGGGGCUUAGCCCCUAGCUGGAGGCUGGCAGCUGCCAGGAGAGCCCCGGACUGGCAGCCGCGCCGGGGUCACCGCCUCACCCCUGCAGAUGACGAGCUUUACCAGAAGACAACGCUGAAGGUGCUGGAGCGGGAAUCCUCCAGCAUGAUGUUGAUAGACAGCUACAGCAGCCGGGGCUUCACCAUCAAUGGGGACAAGGUGGUGGGGCCCUGCGCCAUCAUCCCACGUGCCAUCCUGCAGUGGAAUGUUGGCUCUUACCAGGACAUCACCGAGGAGAGCCUGGUACUGUUCCGGCUGCUGGAGCCGAGAAUAGAAAUCCUGGUGCUGGGCAUGGGGGACAAGGUGGAGCGGCUGGAGCCCGACGUCCUGAAGUUCAUGAGGGAAUGUGGAAUCGCUGUGGAGGUGCAGGACACGCCUAACGCUUGUGCAACGUUCAACUUCCUGACAAGUGAAGGUCGAGCAACUGCAGCUGCCCUCAUCCCCCCGCGUGCUGGUGGAGCCCUGAUGUAGAAGCAGCUGAGCCCCUGUGGCAGGACAUGAUACUGGCCCUUAGGAACACCACCCACACUGUGGUAGGACAGGGCCUGGAAACAGAACAUGAACUGUUAAUAGGAAGCAGAAAAUGGUUCAGAAUAAACUGUGACCGGCUGUG
This is a messenger RNA of Chelonia mydas (Green sea turtle), 834 nucleotides long. RefSeq names its product NADH:ubiquinone oxidoreductase complex assembly factor 3 (gene NDUFAF3). The record is from RefSeq and is a predicted model, not a curated record. Gene Ontology annotation, biological process: mitochondrial respiratory chain complex I assembly. The transcript has 6 exons. Gene Ontology annotation, cellular component: mitochondrial inner membrane. NCBI's taxonomy places the organism in Eukaryota, Metazoa, Chordata, Testudines, Cheloniidae. The coding region runs from base 150 to 692 and encodes 180 amino acids.